ACAAGCCGCCACUUAUCCUCCAGCCUCUAGCCGCCGCCACCGCUUCCGCCGGUUUGUUCUCCAUUGCAUGCUGGCCCAGCCAUGCGUGUCCCGGCACCAAGACAUGUUGUGUGACCAGGUGCAUGUUGAGCAAUGCGAUACAGCUCACCUCUCCGCCGCCACUCUUCAGUUAUUUACAUCAUUUGCCUAGCUCUCAUCUUUCUGCCCAGAUCUGAGACUUGGUAUUUCAGUUUUUCCUCCUCUCCUCGUGUAGACUCUAGUGCGUAGUCCCCUUCCUCUCUCCCUGAAUCGCCCAAGUGGAAACCCUAGAGUCCUAGACAACGCCACACAGAACGGUGGUGGUGACCACCAAGCGCUGGCAGGCAGCAGCACCAUCCCUGCUGGCAGAUUGCGCACACAGCAGGCCCGCAAGGGCGCAAGGCAGGUGCGCGGCAGGCAGCAACAAUUGGGCACUGGGCAAGCCGGUAACAGAGAAACAGCAUAACAGGGUGGGAGACAUGAAGCAAUCAAGCUCUUGGAACUGCUUUUCAAUCUUGUCAGAAGGUACCACUAGGUCCGUCCAUGUAUCAGUCAAGAGUUCUUCAGCAGGAUUUGAUAAACAUGCUACCAGAAGCUUGCAUAGCUGAAAUAUUCAGACAUCUGGAAAACAGUAAAGAUCGGGAAUCAUGCGCCUCUGUCUGCUGGAGAUGGGCCGAUAUAUUGGUCUCUCAGCAACCAGAUUUUUGGAGCCCCUUCAGUGUUCAUCAAGCUGUUCACCGUUGCUUGCACCUGUCUGAUGUUGAUGAUGCCAAGCUUGUGGAAGCUGUUGUUGGCAUACACUCAAGGGGUGUGGUGACUGAUCUUGAUCUUCAUAAUGGACCACGCGAGGCUGUUUUUGCUGGUGGUCCUCAGCUCACUGAUACUGCUAUUCGUUUUGUAACCACUGCAUGCCGUAACCUGAAGUCAGUUUGUCUCGUCAACUGCUUAUCUCUCACAAACAAAGCUGCAUGGAUCAUUGCUUCAAACUGCCCUGCAUUAGAAAAUCUCGUGAUUUUACAGUCUUCAAUCAGUGACGAUGGUCUUUCACAGGUUGCUAAGCAAUGCAGAAACUUAAAGUCCCUCCGUAUUGAAGGGAGCUUGUCCAUCACUGAGGCAUCACUAAAAGCCCUAGUGCAGGAUGCCAGGAGACUUGAGUCUCUUGCUCUGGGAAGCUAUCCUCAAAUUCGAGAAGACGCCAUCUUGACCUUACUGAUGAACCAACCUUAUCUAGACAAGCUUGAGCUCAAGGGCAUGAUGGCUGGAGAGUCACAUUGGAUUGGUGCAAGACAAUCAUCAGCCCUCAAUAGGCAUUUUCGCUUGUUUCGCCAGCUCUCUAGUCUCAUCCUGGUGAAGUGCCCAGGUUUACAGGACCUGGGCAUGCUCAAGUUUGCUAGAAUUCAGUUUCGAAUGCUACGGCAUUUGGUGAUUGAUGACUGCAGAGUGACAGACCGGGGCCUGAUAUGGCUGGUGGGUGAUGCCAUGAAUCCCAUGAAGCUUAAGACCAUUAAACUUGCCAGGUUCCAAUUUUAUACAGCUGCAGCUGCAAUGAAAGUAAUAUCCUUUGUCUGCGAAACAAUUGAAUCAAUAAUUCUGGAUUCAUGUGAUUUUGGCAUAAUGACGCCACUUCAUCUUGAUGGAGCUGUGGCCCGGUGGUGUCCGAAGCUGAGGGUCCUCAGAAUGGAGCACUGUGAGAAAAUUAUGUACCUCUUCUUGUCAUGGGUCGACAAAGCCUGCCGUGGGCUGAAGGAGAUUAGGCUCAUUGGAUCUCCAGCACCUGUUGAUGACCAUGGUAUCGCAGGCCGUCUAAGCAGCAUCCUGCACCGCAAUAGGAUCGCAAAGAUUGAAAUGAGGUCCUGCCAUGUUACAGACAUGCAUGUUUGCAUUAUUGCACGUUCCUCCCUGGAAGCUCUGCAGGAACUCAUCCUGGAUGAAUGCCCAAAGAUCUCAGGCAACUUUACGGUGUUUCUCAGAGCGCAUUGCCCCAAUCUGAUCAAGCUGGGUUUGAAUCGUGUUCAAAUCAACGACGGCGACAUUAAGAGCCUCAUGGUUGCAGGAUUUGAGCACCUUGAGGAGCUUAAUCUAAUGGGGUGCCCUUUGAUCACCAAGAAUGUUCUACGUAUCUUAGCCACAUCAUCCUUGCCCAAGCUUAGGAGAGUGAAUUUGUCAGACUGCCCUAAUGUCAUGCAGGAGACCAUUGACAGCUACGGGCGCUACUGUGGCUGGGAGAUCGAGAACUAAGGGAGCAGAAGCUCCAGGAGAAAAAUAAACUUGGCUGCGAGAUGCUGUUUUCAGCUUUCUUUCAUAAAAAGUAUACCCCCACAUUUUUGACAUAUUAAAGAAGUAGCUCAUCCCGCCGUCGGAUUUCCCAGGCCACAUGUCUCGCGUCAGCUGACUGGUGCCGCCUGCAUCCGCGCCGCUCGGCUCUACCUAGCCUCUAGGGAAGGCCAGUCACACACAAGUAGGGGGAAGGCUAGUCACACUCGCGCUGGGUGGUGACCGGUCGUGGUGCUAGACCUCUCUUCACGACCCAAUGUGAUCUUUACGUAUCUUUAACUAACAAUUAUGCAA
Panicum virgatum (switchgrass) is the source of this 2586-nucleotide messenger RNA. Its product is annotated as EIN3-binding F-box protein 1-like. The transcript has 2 exons. Gene Ontology annotation, cellular component: SCF ubiquitin ligase complex. Gene Ontology annotation, molecular function: protein binding. Bases 562 to 2256 code for a protein of 564 amino acids. The record is from RefSeq and is a predicted model, not a curated record. NCBI's taxonomy places the organism in Eukaryota, Viridiplantae, Streptophyta, Magnoliopsida, Poales, Poaceae. Gene Ontology annotation, biological process: SCF-dependent proteasomal ubiquitin-dependent protein catabolic process.